CACUCAGAGUCGGACAGUCGACAGAAGAAGAAGAAAGCAGCAGACAGUCGGUCUGCGGGCUGACACAAAGCCCAAAAACACGGUCCAACCGGCGGAUAAAACAGUUUUCAAAGCGAGAGAAGAGUCUGGUUCCGUGACAAUGUAUUUCUUCGCAGUGUUUGUCCUUUUGGGGACAGGACUGGCGGUAAACGGCGAGAUUCAUUCCCUCACUUACAUCUACACGGCCUUCUCCAAACCUGUCGACCUACCGGGCAUCCACGAGUUCACAGCCAUGGGUCUGCUCAACGGCAGGAUGAUCGACUACUUUGACAGCGACAACCAGAAGAAAGUUCCCAAACAGGCCUGGAUGACAGAGCGACUGCCUGCAGAUUACUGGGACAAAGGCACCCAGUCCCGCCAGAGCAAGCAGCAGUGGUUCAAAGUCAACAUCGACAUCCUGAAGGAUCGAAUGAGACAGAAUGACACGGACCUCCAUAUUCUCCAGUGGAGGCACGGCUGCGAAGGCGAAAUGAAGGACGGAGAGAUUACGUUUAUACGCGGCAUUGACAUGUACGGCUACGACGGAAACGACUUCCUGUCAUUUGACAACGUCAACAGCGUCUGGGUCGCCUUUACUGACGCGGCAGUCCAGACCAAGAGAAAGUGGGAUGAAGUCCAGGUCCUACAAGAAUACACCAGAGGCUACCUGGAGAACGAGUGCAUCGAUUGGUUGGGGAAGUUCAUCAAUUAUGGACAAAAACAGCUAGAAGAAACCAUUCCAACGGUGCACCUGUUUGCAAAGAACACCACAGUUGAAGGAAAUCUCCUUUUGACGUGCCUGGCCACAGGUUUCUUACCAAAAGAUAUCAUCCUGAACAUGAAAAUCAAUGGCAGUAUUCUAACUGAAGCGGACGGAGUUGUGUCCUCUGGCGUCCGACCCAAUGGUGACGAGACCUUCCAGAGACGAGAUAGCGUGGAGAUUUUACAGAGUGACUUGUCUAACUUCACCUGUGAAGUGAUCCAUCAGGCAUCCAAGUUACAUGUUGAGGAGGAGUGGGGGUCAAGUACAUCUGGCAACAGCAGUUCAGAUCAACCGCUUGAUGCUGUUACUCCCUCCGGCAAUAACGGCGGUAACAAUGGCCCAGUCGUGUACCAACCUGUCCCCCAGGGUAUGGUUUCAAAACACUCGGGCCAAACUGAGACGCUCCCUCACCGCCGAUGACUCUCAGGUCAACUCGUCCUCCCCUCCCCAGAGAGGCGUAACCGUGGCGACUGGCUCCCCAUCCCCAUCCUGCUCCCCGUCCGACCAAUCACAGCCCUUCUCUUCUAACUUCUUGAUACUCAUUUUUUAAAAAUACACAAAGAGACCUUUCUACAGCCUAUACCGUCUAUUAAAUCUGAUUAAUCAGUCCUUAAGACAAUCCAUUGUGCCAUCAGAAUGUAAGAUGGCCGUGGUCACACCCAUUUUUAAAUCAGGUAAAAGAUCAGAUAUGGCCAAUUAUCAGCCAAUCAGUAUUUUCAGAAUUCAGAAUUGUGUUGCUGCUGUCUUUCUCCAUCAUGCCUGCAGCCUGCAGCAGCAGGAAGUCGCGAAGCCGAGUGAAGUGAAAAUAAAUGAAUAAAUGGCGGCAUGCGAAAAUUAACGCGUUAUGCCCGGCCCUUAAUCGCUUUGCGAUUAACGCGUUAAUUCUGACAGCCCUAAUAACUACUCUUAAAAACAUUUAAUCUCUAUUUAAGAAAGCCAUAAACACUUUUGAUUAAAAGGCCUUGUCAUUUUACCAUUGCGAUAUCUUAGAGAGACAUACAUUUUUAAGCUUUGACUAUUUCAAACAUUUCAAGUAUGCUUGUUUGGUAUAUAAAGUCUUACAUAAUCUUGUAAUAUUGCACAGUAAUGAAAUUGCACAGAAUUAUCAGUGUUAUCAAAAGUAUUAAAUAUUAAAUAUUGCACAGUAGGUGGGUAGAAGAAAGUCCGGGGGUUGUGGGUAAGAUUGUGAAGUCAGUUCAUGUGAGAGUUCAAAGUGGUUAUGGCUUUUGGGUAGCCUGGGAAAACCAUGACGAACUUCAAGCAAAUUUGAGAUUUGCUCUGCAAGUCAGUCUGGCCAAGAGCCCAUUCAAGUCCAUUUCCAGUUUUUCCAAAUCGAGGCACCAAUCACCACUGUUGAGGCCAGCUUUACACUAUGACGGCGAGCAGCUUUUUGUUUACGUUCAACAUGACGGUGCGGCUGUCGGUGCUACGUCACCCAGAUCAUUGUUCUGAUUGGUUGAAGGACUAUCCAAUUGCGCCCAGAGGCAUUUGAGCGGCGUCCAUUGUUGACGCCCCUUUGGAAAUGGGCUGUGAAUGAAGCUUGCCCAGACCCACUCUCAGUUACAACCUAGAAGGGUCUGGUGUCAACCAGGCUAUAUUUUGGGAAGAAACUGUUCUUUAACCUGUUAACCAGUCCUUGUUCUGAUGCAGCUGUAGCACCUCCCAGAGGGCAGCAGGUCAAACAGAUCAAAGCCAAUGAGCUGUCCUUGGUGAUGAUUUCUGCUCUACUGAAGCAGCGGGAGGUGUAGAUGUCCAUCAGGGACAUCUACUUUUAAUUUUUACUUUGGUUGCAGUAUAGAGUAUAGAGGAAUGCAGUAUAGAGGUGGAUGAAUAAUGUCUUUGUCAUCAUGUAUUUUUGUUUUGUUUGUUUUGUCAAUGUAUAUGUCACCAUUAUGUGUACCUUUUUAAUAUAUAUCCAUGUCAGUCCUAUGUCACCUGCCUAGGGACUGCAGAUGUCAUUUUUACUAAUUCUGGCAUAUUUACAUCGUGGUUUUUUUAUACAGCAAUGUUCAUAAAUAUGCAUGGUCCCUAUCA
Messenger RNA from Perca fluviatilis (European perch), 2815 nucleotides. Its product is annotated as major histocompatibility complex class I-related gene protein-like. Gene Ontology annotation, cellular component: external side of plasma membrane. Gene Ontology annotation, biological process: immune response. The transcript has 7 exons. The record is from RefSeq and is a predicted model, not a curated record. NCBI's taxonomy places the organism in Eukaryota, Metazoa, Chordata, Actinopteri, Perciformes, Percidae. The coding region runs from base 140 to 1201 and encodes 353 amino acids.